This is a messenger RNA of Paramecium tetraurelia, 927 nucleotides long. RefSeq lists its product as uncharacterized. The transcript is spliced from 4 exons. Gene Ontology annotation, biological process: coenzyme A biosynthetic process. NCBI's taxonomy places the organism in Eukaryota, Ciliophora, Oligohymenophorea, Peniculida, Parameciidae. The record is from RefSeq and is a predicted model, not a curated record. Gene Ontology annotation, molecular function: ATP binding; dephospho-CoA kinase activity.
AUGGAAUAAUUAAAUAGUGAAGAAUAAGUAAUUAUUGAAGAGAUUAAUCAUUCUGAACACACUGAAAUACAUAUCAUAGAAUAUAUAUGUUACCCCUUCUACCUGGCCUUGUUAUGUCUCUUAUGCAUACUAAUCAACCUCAACAAGCGUAAAUUUAGAAGAAGAUAUCGAGUAGAUGAGAUAUUCCUCUUCAUUGCAGUUUAUUUGUUCAAUGUGUUGAUUACUUGGAAUUUCUUUGAUUUCUUUGACAAAAUAGUGAGAUUCAUAAUAACCCUAAUCAUAAUAUUUGGCAUUCAGCAUUACAUCGGAAGAGUGCAAAUUGUAGGCGUCACAGGAGGAAUUGGUUGUGGCAAAUCCACAGUGGCCAAAUACUUCAAUGAAUUCCUUAAAGUCCAAGUAAUAGAUUGCGAUCAAAUUGCCAGAGACAUUGUAGAACCUGGAAAACCUGCUUAUAAACUUAUCGUUCAGAGAUUUGGACUCUCCAUUCUAGCAGGUCAGCAAGAUGGACAGCCUAUUGAGAGAUAGAAGCUAGCAGAUGUGGUAUUUCAAGACAACCAAAAAAGGAAAUAAUUACAAGCAAUUACAAAUAAAUUCAUUUUUAAAGAAAUCGCUAAAUCCAUAUGGAAAAUCUGCUUCGUCCAAAAGGAUCAAUAUGUAGUCAUUGAUGCUCCCCUCCUCUUCGAAAGCAAAGUCUUAGAGUAUUUCUGUUUCCCCAUUAUCACGAUUGUUGUGACUAGUCAAGAAGAAAUUAUCAAAAGAGUCAAAGAAAGAAGUGGUUUAACUGAAGAACAAAUAUUGCAAAGAAUUGAAUCACAAAUGAAGGCAGAAAUCAAAAUCAAAAAAUCAGAUAUCGUUAUUACGAAUGAUAAGUCUGAGAAAUCAUUGAUAAGACAGGUUCAAGAGAAAGUAUUUGAGUACUUAAUUUGA